Babesia ovata is the source of this 1641-nucleotide messenger RNA. Its product is annotated as brain 44-like protein. The coding region runs from base 1 to 1641 and encodes 546 amino acids. NCBI's taxonomy places the organism in Eukaryota, Apicomplexa, Aconoidasida, Piroplasmida, Babesiidae. The record is from RefSeq and is a predicted model, not a curated record. The transcript is spliced from 2 exons.
AUGUGGCCAAUACUUCUAACGUCACUUGUGACGCUGUUUUUGGUGUCUUCUACCGCCAAAGACAUUCACCGAUCGCAGAAGGCAAUCUUCUAUCCACGUACUGAUGGAUUAAGCACUAUAGCACGCGGAGUAGAACCGUCAGAGACGGUUUACAAAGGAAGAGCGACAAUCCCUGCGACACCCGUGGUCAGUCGGAUCGCAACAAGGAAGACACCUACACGAUCAACAACAGGGCACCCUACGGCAGAAACACGCGCAUCUAGCGCUGAAGAAAAUGCAGCAUACGGCUAUUUGAAUGGAGAACGUGCAAAUGGCGAAGCAUUGGCCUCAGACGCAAAGCUCCUUAAAUGCCGUUCCGACACUUUACAGGAGCUUGCUAUGAGUCCAGUGAUGGGCAGCAAGCGGUCAGAUACAUCAUCACAUGGAUUGUAUGACACUAAUGGCACCAUAGAUUUCAAGCAAACUGCAACAAAUGGCAUAAAUGCUCCAUUCGCCGUAUUCGACUCAAGGUGGACGGGUUGGAAAGGAAAGGCUGAGCUUGCUAUUCCGCGAGUUAACACGGCUGUUGUACGACGAAUAGGUAAUGUGCAGCCGUAUUGCGCCAUAGUUCCAAAACCAAAUGCCUUUAGCGUCCUUGGUAAUCUCCUGGCGUCGCUGAGGCUGCUCAUGCUCGACCAGAAGCCGCCGCACAGCGAGCGCCCGAUGGCACUCAUGCUAAUGGCUGGCGCGUCGACAUUGCCGCUAAUAGUCACCCAGUUGGGGUCUAUGCCGUGCAUUAUGGAUUAUUUGCGCAAGCGAUGGGCUUUCCAGGGAGAAUGUGGAGACUUAUCUGUGGAAUACGUCCUGCAGUACAUGAUGCACAUCCUCGCCGCGGAGUCAGCGGUGAAGUUAGCGCUGCGCGCGUGGUUCUACGGACGCAAUAUGCAGUGGAAUAACAUGAUGCCAGCCUUCGCCAGUAAGAUGUUCUGGAGGUUAUCGCAAUCGCUAUCGUUUGUGCCCCGCACCGUCAGCAUGCUCGGUUCGAGCAUCCUGGGAGGCUACUGGAACUUGGAUGUGGCACAGAGCGUGAUUCACGUGCUUGUGCAUGCAACUGUCCUCGCAAGGGUGGCCGUGUUCACUGCUGCUCAGCACGCCUUCUUCAGAGAUAACUACCACACCGCAUCCUUCAUUAUUAGCCCCUACGCAUCGCAGAUUGCUUCGGUGGUUACAGGUGUGUUGUGUGCUCUAUCAAGCGCGGCAAACGUAGUCACAUUGAUGUUGUUCAAGAACUUGGCGAACGCGGUAGACGUGGAGCAUUUGCUGGACUCAGCCGGGUUCCGCGCAACGGAGAGCCAGGCAGCGGCAACGGGAUAUGCGAGAAACGCUUUGCACAACAUCCCCAAGUUGUUCAAGUCGGCGCAGCUGGAUCUUUUGGUCCAGCUCACAUACUAUCACGAGUACCUCGUGCGGUUGUUCCCACGUGGCAUUGAGUGGCCGGUGCUACUGCUACACAUGACCCUCGCGCUGAACGCGAACUCCGCUGCCGGUCUCUACCUCGCGCUGGUUAACUUUGUCUACUCCGUCGUUAACCAACGGCUAAGCAAUUACGAGCGGUCGAUGCUAACGCAAGACAUAGACGCCAUCGUGCAAGAGUCACGAUAA